AUGGCACCUCUCAUCCGAGUCAUUGGAUCCCUCAACGCUGACAUGGUCUCAGUCACGCCCCGGUUUCCAAACCCGGGCGAGACAAUCACCUCCUCAUCCUACUUCACCAGCGCGGGCGGCAAGGGCGCAAACCAAGCCGUGGCAUGCGGUCGCAUGUCUCGGUCCAAGCCAACAGGCACCAUGGACUCCACAAGCGACGUCAGUGUCGAGAUGAUGGGCGCAGUAGGUGCAUUGGAUGGCCACUUCUCCUCCCUGCUUAGACCCACCCUCGAGAGAUCCGGAGUGGACCCGUCCCGAGUGAAGGUCAUCGAGAACGCAUAUACAGGAGUAGCAGUGAUCAUAGUAGACUCGUCAGCCGGCGGUGAAAACCGCAUUCUCUUCUCGCCUGGUGCAAACUACGAUGGCAUGCAGCCUACCUCCGAGGUACUGGGAAUGGCAUUAGCGGCGCCCGUACCUGAUGUCAUCGUUAUGCAGGGCGAGAUCCCGGUUGACACGAUUAUCGGGACACUACGUGAGAUCACAGCUUACAAGGCCAAGGCUCGCGCUGCUGGUAAGCGCGGCAUCGAGUGCGGUCCAGAUGUUAUGCUCAACCCGGCACCUGCGCCGCCUGGUGGUUUGCCCGAGGAUGUAUACGCUGCUGUCGAUCAUUUGAUUCUGAACGAGACGGAGGCUGAGCUGAUGACUCCGCCUGCGGAGCAACUGCUUCGCACGGUUCCGGAUGCAGAGGGCUUGGAUGGCAAGGAGAAGGUUGCUCGGUAUUUCCACAAAUUGGGUGUCACUUACAUCCUCAUCACGUUCGGGGCGAAGGGCGUUUGGUACAGUGCCGCGGAUGCUGGCUCGUCUAGACCCAGUGACGGAGUACAGCGCUUCACGAACGAGAUCCCAGCCGCCCAUGUCUCCCAUGUCUUGGAUACGACUGGCGCAGGUGAUACAUUUGUUGGAGCCUACGCAGUCAGAGUGGCGCGGUGGCGUGAGCAGCGUCGCGGGGAGGGCAAGGCUGGGCAGAAUGUCGCGGAUGAUGAGAAGGCGUACCGGUAUAAGACUGUCACGGACGAGGCGAUGCGUCUGGCUGCCCGCGCCUCAGCUCGGGCGGUGGAACGUCGGGGUGCCAUGGAUAGCAUUCCUUUUGAGGAUGAGGUCUGA
This is a messenger RNA of Penicillium robsamsonii, 1143 nucleotides long. Its product is annotated as ribokinase. Gene Ontology annotation, molecular function: ribokinase activity. The record is from RefSeq and is a predicted model, not a curated record. The transcript has a single exon. Bases 1 to 1143 code for a protein of 380 amino acids. NCBI's taxonomy places the organism in Eukaryota, Fungi, Ascomycota, Eurotiomycetes, Eurotiales, Aspergillaceae. Gene Ontology annotation, biological process: D-ribose metabolic process.